Molecule: messenger RNA, 2301 nt
Organism: Magallana angulata
Lineage: Eukaryota; Metazoa; Mollusca; Bivalvia; Ostreida; Ostreidae
Product: tripartite motif-containing protein 2-like
Exons: 2
Coding region: 122-1786 (554 amino acids)
Biological process (GO): positive regulation of DNA-templated transcription
Cellular component (GO): chromatin; nucleoplasm
Molecular function (GO): zinc ion binding; ubiquitin-protein transferase activity
Source: RefSeq, a predicted model, not a curated record
CGAGGAAUAAAUUCGACAGUCGCCAUGUUACACUAGAGGUUUAAUGCCAUGUUUGUGAUGAAGGAAUUGGUGGGAAAGAUAUGAAACAACUCUCAAUAAAUAUCCGGUACGGUACUUGACCAUGGUCCCCCCACGUAGUGCCCAGGAUGUGUUACGGUGUGAUCUCUGUGAGACACCGGUUCCUCCUAUGUAUUGCGACAUUUGCCAUAUUCAUUUGUGUAAAGCAUGUGUAGGAGAACAUCUUUCCGAGUUUGCCAAAGAACACAAAAUUGUACCGUUUGAAAAGCGAGGAUCUACAACUAAAUGCCCAAAUCAUUCCUCAAAAAUAUGUGAAAAUUACUGUGAACAAUGCGAUAUUCCAAUCUGUGCGCAGUGCAUUUCUUCCACAAAACAUCAAGGUCAUACAUUUGUCCACAUAGUGAAAAUACUGCAAAAACAGAAGUCAGUUUUACAGAAAGAUUUACAAGAAUUAGAGAAGUUAAUUUUUCCCAAAUAUCAAGAGAUUGCAUCAAAAAUCCCGGUUCAGAGAGCUACCCUUUAUACAUCUUCACAGAAGAUUGCCUCGGAUAUCAGCAGACAUGGAGAAGAAAUGCACAGAGAAAUAGAUCUGAUUGUCAAGAAACUAAAACUUGAUCUUGAUGAAAUGGACUCCAAAUAUUUUACUGUCCUAAAUAAGCAUGAAAAUGACAUCAAACAUAUGCUGUGUGAUAUCACACAGACAAUUGCAGAUCUGAGAAAAUUAGUAAAUUCCGAUGACGUGGGCCUUAUAUCUGCCUACAAAUCCAGAAAUGCAGAACUCAGAAGAUUGCCACCUAAACUGACGGUAACUUUACCAAGCUUUUCUCCCCAGAAAAUUGAUCAGCACCAAAUAUACAAACACUUUGGCUCUCUAUCAGAAUUAUCAAUUAAAACAGAAGAACACAACUACACAAUUGAUUCUGCGAGUACUGAGCACUCUCCAACAGAGAGGUCCCUUAUUGAUGUGCCACAUAUCAUCACAGAGAUAAACACCGAUUAUAGAUAUGCUGAAAAUGUGUCCUGUCUGAGUGAUGAGGACAUCUGGAUUCGGGGUAAGAGCAACAUUUUGAAACUGUACAACCUCCAAAGAGGACUACUGAAGUCAGUCCAAACCAAGUCAGGGAACUGUGCAGCGGACUUAGCAGUGACAAGAAGUGGAGAUCUGGUUUAUACAGAUAAAACAAACAGAACUGUAAACAUGGUGAAGAAUAAAGAAAUACAGGCAGUGAUUACACUACAGGGAUGGAGACCUCAUGGUGUCUGUAUUACUUAUUCUGGUGAUAUCCUGGUGGUUAUGGAAAGUGAUGAUUGGCAAACACCAUCAAAAGUUGUGCGUUAUUCUGGUUCCACUGAGAAACAAAGUAUACAGUACAAUGACUAUGGACAAGCUCUCUAUUCAUCAGGUAGUUUUACUAAAUUCCUAAGCGAAAACAGGAAUCUAGAUAUAUGUGUGUCUGAUUAUAAAGAACGUGCAGUAGUGGUGGUCAAUCAGGCAGGGAAAUUCCGAUUUACGUACACUGGUCUUCCCUCUUCUACAGAAAAACCAUUUGAUCCAUAUAGCAUCACUACAGACAGCCAAAGUAAUAUCCUGAUAGCAGAUCUUAACAACCAUGGUAUCCACAUUAUCGAUAAAGACGGCCAGUUUCUCCGAUUUAUUGACAACUGCCAUUUGGAGAAACCUUUCGGUCUAUGUGUAGACACAAGAGACAAUCUCAUUGUGGUUGAUAGCAGAGCAUAUAAAGUAAAGAAAAUUCAAUAUUACAAGUAAUCAUAGUGUUCAUAUUUUCCAAAAGAAUGUGAAAUGACCAGGAAUAUACAUAUUGAAUGUAAAAAACAACAUUGAAUAUGUUUAUGUUUAAAACAUGUCAGCACAUAGUGAUGCUAGUGUUAAUGUAAUAGCAUACUAUACCUUAUGAUCAGGCUUGUUGUAAUAACUAAUGUGUUAUCAUGUACUCCUUUUAAUCAAUUUAUUUGACUAAACAAUCCACCUAUUUAUAAUCUAUAUAUUACUAGUUAACAUAUCGUAUAAAAUGAAUACUAUAGUGAAAUGUGAAAGUUUUAAAAAAGUUGGUUUUUUACAUAGGUUGUGGUUUUACGCUUUUAGCCAUACUGACAUUUCUUUUCGAGUCAGAUAAAAAUAACGAAGCUAAGUAUAAUUAUCUCUAACCUAAGUACAUGUACUUUGAUUAUUUUUUUACCUGAAGAGUUGAGAUCGUAUCAAUUAUUUUCAAGAUUAAAUAUAACUGAUUAUCUGUUAAUUUUAUAGUAAACAACAUUUGAAAA